UAACCGCCGUCCCUCCUUCGUCAUAGUCGGUGUACGGAGUUCAGUUGAAGCUGUAGCAUACGGAGAAGGACCUUCAAAAUACUUCCCCCUCGAGCUUUAUUUCUGUCAAAGUUGCUAAGGAACGAAGUCAGAAAGAAGUCUCAAUAAAAUGAAGCCCCUGGACUUAUGCGUUAUACUUGUGUGCAGUUUCUUUGCUGUUAGCACCGUCUCUGGAUUCUACCUUCCGGGUUUAGCUCCGGUUAAUUUCUGCGACGAGGACAAGCAAACCAGUGACUGCCAGACUGAGAUCCAGUUGUUUGUAAACCGGUUGGACUCUGUUGAGUCCGUCCUGCCCUACGAGUAUGACGUGUUUGACUUUUGCAAAGAUGAACGUGAGAAGAGGCCUUCAGAAAACCUGGGCCAGGUGCUGUUCGGGGAGAGAAUCGAGACCUCACCUUACAAGUUCAAAUUCAGGAAAGAUGAGUCUUGUCAUAACGUGUGCAAAAAAGUGUAUGAUCCAUCGAAACAGGACGAUAAAGCUAAUUUGGACUUUCUUAAAAGAGGCAUGGAGCUAAAUUACCAGCAUCACUGGAUUGUUGACAACAUGCCUGUAACAUGGUGCUAUGACGUAGAGGACGGACAAAAGUACUGUAAUCCCGGUUUUCCAAUCGGCUGCUUAGUAACCUUUGAUGGACGUUCUAAAGAUGCUUGCGUCAUCAGUUCGGAGUUCAACAAGAAAAAUACUUUCUACCUCUUCAACCAUGUGGAUAUCACCAUAACCUACCACAGCGGGGAAAAUGAGAGCUGGAGAGGUGCUCGGCUGGUUGGUGCGAGACUAGAGCCGAAAAGCAUUAAACACCCUGAGGGCAACAGCCAGUUGUGUGAAGGACCACCCAUGGACAUACCAAAAGAGUUUACUGGUAAUCUAGAAGUGACCUACUCUUAUUCAGUCAAGUUUGAAAAGACAGAUCAGAUCAAAUGGGCUUCAAGGUGGGAUUACAUUUUGGUCUCCAUGCCUCAUACAAACAUCCAGUGGUUUAGCAUCAUGAACUCCCUGGUCAUUGUGCUCUUCCUCUCGGGCAUGGUGGCCAUGAUCAUGCUGAGAACUCUACACAAGGACAUCGCUAGGUAUAACCAGGUGGACCAGGCAGACUUGGUUAAGAUCCAUCUACAAUCAGGCAUUGCAUAUGAGGACGCCCAGGAGGAGUCGGGGUGGAAGCAGGUACACGGGGACGUGUUCAGACCACCGAAGAGUGGCAUGCUGCUGUCUGUCUUUCUAGGGCAGGGCACACAGAUUUUCAUCAUGACCUUCAUCACGCUCUUUCUAGCAUGCCUCGGAUUUUUGUCUCCUGCAAACAGAGGAGCCCUUAUGACCUGUGCAGUGGUGCUGUGGGUCCUGCUGGGCACGCCUGCUGGCUAUGUAUCAGCCAGGCUGUACAAGUGUUUUGGUGGAGAAAAAUGGAAAACAAAUGUUUUAUUGACAGCACUUUUGUGUCCUGGCAUUGUUUUUGCGGAUUUCUUCCUGAUGAAUCUGAUUCUGUGGGUGGAGGGUUCGUCUGCUGCCAUCCCAUUCGGCACAUUGAUAGCUAUCCUGGCACUGUGGUUUGGCAUUUCUGUUCCUCUUACCUUCGUAGGCGCGUACAUUGGCUUCAAAAAAGCGGUGAUAGAAUUGCCAGUGAGAACAAACCAGAUCCCACGGCAAAUCCCAGAGCAGUCCUUUUUUACCAAACCCAUUCCAGGCAUUAUCAUGGGUGGCAUCCUGCCUUUCGGCUGCAUUUUCAUCCAGCUCUUCUUUAUACUUAACAGCAUCUGGUCUCACCAGAUGUAUUAUAUGUUUGGGUUCUUGUUCUUGGUGUUUAUUAUUCUCCUCAUCACAUGUUCAGAAGCCACCAUUCUGCUCUGCUACUUUCAUCUGUGUGCUGAGGAUUAUCACUGGUGGUGGCGUUCCUUCCUCACUAGUGGAUUCACCGCCGUUUAUCUCUUCAUCUACGCUAUACAUUAUUUCUUUUCCAAACUGCAAAUCCAAGGAGCUGCCAGUAUUAUUCUUUACUUUGGCUACACCCUGAUCAUGGUUCUUAUAUUCUUCCUUUUCACAGGUACCAUUGGCUUUUUUGCCUGUUUCUGGUUUGUAAACAAAAUCUACAGUGUAGUGAAAGUGGAUUAAGCUGGGAAAUCUCAGCACUGGACUCUCUGGACAAUGUGUGGAAAUCUCUUCAGUGUUCAACUUUGAUUGGCAGACUGUUAUGCGAGAGAUGUCCUUCUUUGCUUAUUAACUAGUUUUACCAUCAUAAUUCUCUUUCUCUUCUGUGUAAUUUGGUAUAUUAGUUUGCACAAUUAACAUGUUUGAAAAUGAUGAAUGUUAUGGACACGCUGGCUAGAGAGAACUGAGCAGGCUCAAAUAUUUGCACGUGAAAGGGUUAACUUGUCACUGAACACUGUGGGAAAUGUACAAGAGUGAUCAAAAGAAUCAGAUACAUAUCUGUGACCUGAAACACACUGAUAUCGGACUAGAAAAGUCAUUCCGACUUCUAUGUUAAAAUUCUUCUAUAUUAUCUUUUUUAUAUUGUUCUCCAGAUAUUCUCAUUUCUUUUUUACCUUGGUUACUCUCUUUUUUUCUUCCUUUUUUUCCCCCUUUUUUAUUAUUAAUAACUCAUUCUACUGUGUUUUAUAAUUUGAUUGUUAAAACAUGAAAUUCAGUGUCAUUUUACUUCUGUUUUAUAAAAAUAUUCUUAGCCAAAUGAUGAUAAGGUUUGUAAAUAAAAAAAUAAGGAUAAACAAGAUUGUUUAUCACUAAUAAUUGGAUCAACCUAUUUCAUAUUUAUGAAUAACCCACACUGACUUACAAGUAAAACAAUGAAAGUAACUGAUUUAAUAAAUGACAGAGAGGCAUGAGAGCAAUAAGCAAUGACGACUACGGUAAAGCUUUGUUUCAAGAAAUUUUAAUUGCUCACAGCUGCUACUGAGCUUCAGAAAAUCAUGUGAGCUAUACCGAAAGAUCGUGAAACAAAAAUAAAGCACAAUAUAAAUCAUUACAAUAUUCAUCUACAUCGUUUAAAACAAUUUAUUUCUUAAUAUAAGUACAAGUAUUUUUUAAUGCCUUGCAUUAUAAGGAUCUUAUUUGUUUACUCGUUUACUGUUUGAUACUAAAGAGGAAGGAAUGUUGGUUGGAUAGAGUCAUCAAGUGACUGGCGUGUGUGUGUGUGCGUGUGUGUGCGUUUUAACAUUUAUGUAAAAAUGGCAGGCUAUAACCAUGUUGAAAACACGAAUGUCGAAGGUUCAUCCAAUAAUCCUUUCAUUUAGAAGUACAUUAGUAUGGGUUUAGAUUUAUGAUGCUGUUUAUCUUAUGUGCAUUGUUUAAAAAAAAAGAAUAAAUAAUGAAUACAUUUUGA
This is a messenger RNA of Silurus meridionalis, 3368 nucleotides long. RefSeq names its product transmembrane 9 superfamily member 2 (gene tm9sf5). Gene Ontology annotation, biological process: protein localization to membrane. Gene Ontology annotation, cellular component: membrane. The transcript has 18 exons. The record is from RefSeq and is a predicted model, not a curated record. NCBI's taxonomy places the organism in Eukaryota, Metazoa, Chordata, Actinopteri, Siluriformes, Siluridae. The coding region runs from base 149 to 2143 and encodes 664 amino acids.